AUGAGUAUACCCUCGCAAAGCAAUGGCGAGUUGGCCUCUGGUCAGAAUAAUCCAGCUAUCUCUAGCAGUAUAGAAUCCCAACAACAGAAAUCAUCAGGUGUCUCGGGUGCUAUAGAUAGAACCAAUGGUUUGACGAACACGAAUGCUCUUCAUUCAGGUGCUGAUACUACUGCUCCUACUACUUCUACUACGUCUACCACUUACAGUUCCAGUACCAGGACGAAUAAAACAAAUACAGACAGUCUAUUGAAUACAGGUACGGGUUCAACUAAUACACUAACUGACAGUAUCACAAACACAAUUGGUUCUGUAAUAGCUGUCGCUGAUACUGGUAGUUCUGUGGUUCCCAAUACAUCAACCGAGCACAAUACAACAAUACUAUUAGAUCAAAAUACAACGACGACUAAUGACAGUGGGACUGGCAGUAGGAACAAUGGCAGUAGCAAUAAUAUCACUACCAGCACCACCAGUAAUAGUACUACAAACGACAGUACGAUUAGUAGUAACACAACGAGUAGUAACAAUACCACUGUCGAUAAAUCCAGUACAACGCUGGCUGAGAUCAGAAGACCACCGCCAGUCAGACUGGUUCCACCACUAAAUUUCGCUCUGGCUGAGAGACAACUAUACAGAAGUGGCCAGCCAGCUCCAAUCAACUUCCCGUUUCUUCGAGGACUCAAUCUGAAAACAAUUGUAUGGUUAGCAGUCGAAGAUCCAUCGGAUGCAUUUCUUGGAUUUGCCGAUAACAACGAGAUCGAGUUCCACCACCUGGGUCUAGUUACCGAGGGAGGCAAUCCCUGGGACCAGCUGACCGAGUCGUCUAUCGUCAGUGCUCUCGAUAUUAUUAUGAACGUCAACAACUACCCACUUCUUGUGUGCUGUGGAAUGGGUCGUCACCGCACAGGCACCGUCAUCGGGUGUCUCCGACGAGUUCAAGGCUGGAACUUCGCAAGCAUCUCUGACGAAUACCGACGCUUCGUGGGCGCCAAAGGCGGCCGGGUGCUCAUUGAGCUCCACAUCGAAGCUUUCGACACCAAAUCCGUGCACAUCAACCUCGACUACGCGCCCGACUGGUUCAAAAAAACCCUUCCUCCUCCGGGCGCUUAA
Messenger RNA from Sugiyamaella lignohabitans, 1107 nucleotides. RefSeq names its product putative tyrosine protein phosphatase OCA1 (gene OCA1). The record is from RefSeq and is a predicted model, not a curated record. Gene Ontology annotation, molecular function: phosphatase activity. Bases 1 to 1107 code for a protein of 368 amino acids. Gene Ontology annotation, biological process: protein dephosphorylation. NCBI's taxonomy places the organism in Eukaryota, Fungi, Ascomycota, Dipodascomycetes, Dipodascales, Trichomonascaceae. The transcript has a single exon.